Messenger RNA from Clonostachys rhizophaga, 1902 nucleotides. The record is from the annotation of a GenBank genome assembly. NCBI's taxonomy places the organism in Eukaryota, Fungi, Ascomycota, Sordariomycetes, Hypocreales, Bionectriaceae.
AUGAAGUCAGGAGAGGGGUCAUGGCUUAUGGACACUGAGCCGAUCUCACGAAGCCCGAGCUACUGGAGCGAUCGCGACAAGAAACCCCCAACUGUCGUUGCGUUGGAAGAUCUGAGAACCGGGCCUUUCAGUCCCGAAAUCACCUAUAAUUACGUCUAUAAUGGAAGCGAGAACUACAUUAUCGCUGACAACGGCGCCAAUAACGGCCACGUACAAAACAGCAACGAUGGCUUUCUAACCAAGGCAAGAUCGAUCAGUGGCCUACUAUGGAUAUUCGGCAUCUUCAUUCUCUUCAGUUUUCUCUACUGUCUCUUCAUUUAUUUCGUAUUGAUACGACGCAUCGUGAUCGUCGGAUCUACCAUUUUCGACGCGUCCACGACCAAUUUGCUGGUAUCCAUCUUCUCCCAGGUAUCUGCUCUCCUUUCUGAUACCGCCUUGCGGAAUGUCUUGUCAUCUCUGCGGGUUCAUUGGGCCGCCAGCCCAACAGGCACAUCGGCCUUCACCUGGUACGGAUUAGGACCGUCAUCGCAAUGGUGGUCUACAGCCCAGUUGACUGUCGCAUCGUACAUGUUGAAUGCAUGGUGCAUGGCUAGACUGGGCUUACCGCUGCUCAAUCUGGGCUUCGGUUCCGUUUUAAAAUUCCGAGCAGACUUCGAAUACUACUUCGUUCCUGGCACGACCGAAAUGCCCGUCUUUGCCGGCCUGAUACCUAUCGACAUCAGAUUGAUUGAUAUGCUACAGGCGGCUGAACUAGCCCAAUACUAUGCCACGUGGAGUUCGAGCUUGCAGAGCAACAGCAGAUACGCGGUCGAGACAAGGAUGGAAGGGUGUGAGACCGACUGCCGGGCUCUCAUCUGGCCUGGGGGGCUUCAGACCGUCCGCCAGAUCAGUAACGUUUUGAACAGUUCCAUAAUGCACGAUGGCAUCUUCAAGAACGACGAAGCAAUCAAGAUCGAAGAUGCGCCUGGUUUCAUCACCACUUUUAGUGGGCUGGGUUCAAAUUUCACAUUCGAUGUGGAGAAGGAAUGCGCUCUUGGGGGACAAUUGGUCGACGAUGGCAUCAAGAUAUGCGUGAAACAGGUGGGCUUAGACGUCGCAGUUGGUUGGGCGACUUGUCCUCAGGCUAUUUUUGACGCCAAGAAGUGUGACAUUGAUGAAGAAUGGAAGCAGGAUGGGAUAAAGUCGCAAACCAUGAUGAGCGCCUACAAGCAAUUCGCAACCACCACAUACAGCCGGGCCAAUCUCUCGAUCCUACAUGUCGAGCCAAUAGAUACGCCACAGCAAAUUAAGCUGAACGGAACGGACUACCUCAAGAUUUUCAAAACCCUCUUGAUACCCAAGCCUGGCGGCAAGGCGUUCGACAACACUAGCAUCGCUUCGCUCACAUACACUAUUGGCUGGGCUCACCGUAUCUACGGCGAGUUCUUCCAAGACGAAGAUGGAACCCUGAUUUCGACUCUGCAGAAUAUGAUGGCGAUCCCGUUCCAGUUUGGCAUCACGGCAAAGCAGCAGGCGAACCACACUCUGACCGUCAAGCCGAACCUCAUCCCGAUCCUGGGAGAUUUUGCUGUGCCCGAUGAGAUGAGAGCCAUGGCAAAGGGAGGCUCUUCAAGACAGCGGCUUCGGAUCCAGAACUGGACCGGAUGGGCUUUUAUCGCAGGCGACUUAGUGGUGUUUCUUCUGGUGCUCUCGGGGAUUUUCACCAUUCUCCGCACCCACCGACCGCUCCCUAUGUCCACGUCGUUGACGGAACUCGAUGCGUUGGUGGAUGCGGAUAGGCUUGUGUGUAUCAAGGAGGGCGAGAAGAUCUCUCUGAGUGAACUGCCGGUCGUGGUCGAGACGAGGUCACCGAUGGGGCUCGCUAGAUCAUUACGGCCGUGGCGGAUGAAGUAUAAAGAUUAG